Acanthopagrus latus (yellowfin seabream) is the source of this 1628-nucleotide messenger RNA. Its product is annotated as 5-hydroxytryptamine receptor 3A-like. Gene Ontology annotation, biological process: nervous system process; chemical synaptic transmission; monoatomic ion transmembrane transport. The transcript is spliced from 8 exons. Bases 34 to 1251 code for a protein of 405 amino acids. NCBI's taxonomy places the organism in Eukaryota, Metazoa, Chordata, Actinopteri, Spariformes, Sparidae. Gene Ontology annotation, molecular function: neurotransmitter receptor activity; extracellular ligand-gated monoatomic ion channel activity; transmembrane signaling receptor activity. The record is from RefSeq and is a predicted model, not a curated record. Gene Ontology annotation, cellular component: neuron projection; synapse; membrane.
AACCUGAAAACAUCUAAUGAACUUCUAUCAAUCAUGCGACCCGUGAAGAACUGGACGACACCCUCCAGUGUUCUGAUGGACAUGUAUGUGUACGGUAUUUUAAAUGUGGAUGAAAAGUCUCAGACUGUCACGAGUCACAUCUGGAUUCAAAUGGGUUGGCAAAAUGAAUUCCUAACUUGGAAUUCCUCUGACUUUUGUGGGAUCAACACGCUGACCAUUCCGACAUCGAAUCUGUGGAUCCCUGAUAUAAACAUCCAAGAGGAUGCCUCUGACAGUGGGAGCACUCAGAGAGGGACGCUUGCCAGUGUGACCUCCAACGGUUGGGUGGUGGUGAGCGCCCGUCAGCGCCUCACCGCCACCUGUCAGCUGAAGCUGCAGCUGUUCCCCUUCGACACACAACACUGUAACAUCACAUUUGCAUCCAUGACCACUGACGAUAAAAGUAUAAAGCUGGGAACUUUCAGCAAUGACACGACCCUGACGAGACUGUCUGAGAACUUCAUGGUCACACAGGGAGAAUGGCAGCUUCUAAACAUGGACACUUUCGUGUAUGAUCUCUCCAUUGGCUCUAAGGCUCAAAGCAAACUUACAUACAGGGUUUUUCAGGUUAAAAUCAUCAGAAAGCCGUUGCUUUAUUUGGUCAUUUUCAUCGUGCCCCUGUUCUACCUGCUGGUCCUGGAUCUGGCCUCGUUCUUCAUCAGUGAGGGCAGCGGAGAAAAGAUGAGCUUCAAAGUGACCAUCCUGCUCUCCAUCUCCGUCUUGCUGCUCAUUCUCAAGGACAUGCUGCCGUCCACAGAGGACCAGCUGCCGAUGAUCGCAAACUACUGCGUCGCCAUCUUCGCCCUGGUGGGGAUCAGCGUCCUGGAGGCCAUGUUGAUUUCCUUCUUAUUUGAACUCGAUGGUCAUUGUGACAAGAAGAAGAAAAGAUGUGUUGAUGCGGAAGAGGAGAUUCAGCUGGAAACAGAGUGUCACAAAGACUCUGCUGGAUCUGUGGAGAACGGCCCAGAGAAACCAGAGAAAAGCUGCCCUCCUCUGGACGGGCCGAGUGGCCACGACCUCCUGAAGCGAAUCCUGAUGGAAGUGAAAGAAGCUCGGCGGGGAAUAAAAGAACAAGAGAAAGAAAAGAGCAAGCCUGGAUACUACAAGCGAGUGGCUAUAAUCGUAGACUCCGUGUUCUUCUUCCUCUAUUUCUCGACUGUUGUCACUUUCCUGACGUUCAUGUAUGUCUCGUGGGUUCAAAAUGGUAUAUGAUGUUGUGUGUUUACUCUACCAAUGCAUGCUUAUAAAUUCAAUGAUGAUGGGCUCUUACAUAGAUAACAAAAUAUAAACAGGGCAUUAAUGCAUCUAAAACUAAAAACACCUCAUUCUAAUCCUUCAGUGAUUCAACUACUUUUUGCACCACAGAUCUCUAAUUUUCCCAGACAUGAAUUCACAACCCGCAUAUACUGUUGUAAAAUGUCACACAUGAUAAAUAUAUUUUGUGUAUUUGUGUGAUAAGUUAUAUCAGCCUUAAUAACCCAGUUCAUUUUAUGUCAUUAUUUAAUUUGUCUCAUAUUGUUGGAUAACAUUUUUUGUCACGUUUGCAUUUUACUAACAUUUUACAAACUUAACAUUUAUCGUAUUCAUGU